UUCUUACAUCAUCAACCAUCAACUUCCAUCAUCUCCCUCAACCACCACCAACAACAUUCUCCAGAUCAUUCUACCAGCCAGUACAGUACAAAGAGGGCAUAUAUCCCAUCUUCAUAUCAGAGCUUAGCUGGCUAGCUCUGUUUUUUUCUUUCCUUCCCGUUCGUGGCGUUUCCGGGUCACGGUUGAGGGUGUAUAUAUUAAUAUCAAACAGUGAUAUUCGAAAUAUCAGCUCCAGCACAUAUACAGGGCUCCGAUUGCUCUUCUUUUUACACGCUCACGGUAAACAAUCGGCGACAGCACGGCUACGCGGAGGAACGGGCAGAAACCAAUAACAGUGGCAUCCGACCCCAUUAAAAGGGCACGGAUAUACGCAUACGUGUAUACUUGUGCAGGCGCCUUUGAGUCGUAUUAUUGCGGGAUGUUUAACUCGAAUAACUCAAUCCAAUUGACAACUAUUACCCGCCGGUCGCUUCGAUAGAGCGGGAGAGCCGAACCAUCUCCUUGCAGCACCCUACAUCCAAAAACCAACCCAAUUCCCGCCUCCAACAAAAUCCUAUAACAAUGCUCCUAAUCGGCCUAACCGGCUCUAUAGCCACUGGCAAGUCGACCGUCUCCUCCCUCCUUUCCUCCCCACCCUACAACCUCCCCAUAAUCGAUGCCGACAUCCUCGCCCGCAAAGUCGUCGAGCCAGGCACCCCAGGCUACUGCGCCAUAGUCGAGUACUUCGGCCCGACAACCCCCGACCUCCUCCUCCCCGACGACCCAGAUGACCCAAACGACAAAAACAAGCCAAAAGCAAAGCACAAGGAGCUUGGCCGCCCCUUGAACCGCCCCGUCCUUGGCCGGCGCGUCUUCGGCGACACAGAGGAACGCAAACGCGACCGCGCCGUGCUAAACCGCAUCGUCCACCCGGCCGUCCGCUGGGAGAUCUACCGCUCGCUGCUCUACUACUACCUCCGCGGCCACUGGGCCGUGGUGCUGGACGUGCCUCUGCUCUUCGAGAGCGGGCUGGACGCGCUAUGCGGGACCGUAAUCAUGGUUGGCGUGUCCGAUGCCGCGGUGCAGAUUGCGCGGCUGCGGGCGCGCGAUGCACAUUUGAGUGCGGAGGAUGCGGAGAAUCGGGUGAAGAGCCAAGGGGAUGUGAAGGGGAAGGCGGCGCGGGCGGAGGCGCGGGGUACGGAGAGUGUGAGGGGGUUGGUUGUGUGGAAUGAUGGGGACAGGGCGGCGUUGGAAAGGGAAGUGAAGAAGGUAAUGGAGCGGGUUGCGGGGGCCAGUCCGCGGUGGUGGGCGUGGGUUUUGUUGCUUGUGCCGCCAUUGGGGGUUACGGUUGCGGCGUGGAAUUUGAUGGUGAAUUAUCGGGGGAAGAGGGGGUGGGAGGCGGAUGACGCGGAAAGGGUGGGAAGGGCGAAGUUGUAACUUUCCCAACCCUCCCCUUUUACUACCUUUUCAAUUGUUGAGAUAAGAGUACUAUUAUACAUAUUGCAUAUUACAUCUCAUUGCUUGUAUAUAUUUUUAGGGGGUUUUAAAGCAACUAUUUUGUUAAUAUUGGAUACAGUCUAAAUUUUGUUAUGCUUCCAUAUAGAUGAUCAUUUCGCAACCUGUGAUAGACAUGGAACGCAAUACAGAUGCCUAGCUAAUAAAAUAAAACUCAUGCCUCCCCAUGCAUAAACCAUACAACGCCAUACCCUAAAUGCCGAG
Messenger RNA from Blastomyces dermatitidis ER-3, 1698 nucleotides. RefSeq names its product dephospho-CoA kinase. The record is from RefSeq and is a predicted model, not a curated record. Gene Ontology annotation, biological process: coenzyme A biosynthetic process. Bases 562 to 1416 code for a protein of 284 amino acids. Gene Ontology annotation, molecular function: dephospho-CoA kinase activity; ATP binding. NCBI's taxonomy places the organism in Eukaryota, Fungi, Ascomycota, Eurotiomycetes, Onygenales, Ajellomycetaceae. The transcript is spliced from 2 exons.